Messenger RNA from Bombina bombina (fire-bellied toad), 2825 nucleotides. RefSeq names its product zinc finger protein 260-like. Gene Ontology annotation, molecular function: DNA-binding transcription factor activity; RNA polymerase II cis-regulatory region sequence-specific DNA binding. Gene Ontology annotation, biological process: regulation of transcription by RNA polymerase II. NCBI's taxonomy places the organism in Eukaryota, Metazoa, Chordata, Amphibia, Anura, Bombinatoridae. Bases 1 to 2085 code for a protein of 694 amino acids. The transcript is spliced from 4 exons. The record is from RefSeq and is a predicted model, not a curated record.
AUGGGAGAAGCCAGGGAUAUGUUCAUCAAAGGUCUUCAAGUGCGGCAUCUUAUUGGUGCAACGCCUUGUCUGAUUGAUCUAUUGUGGUAUAGACUCCUUAAGGAGGAGAUCAUAGUCAGAAUUAAGACUUUAAAGCAAGCCAAUUCCUUUAUUUCUGAGGCUACCAUGCAAGUUAUUAUUCUGGGAGCCAAGAUAUAUGGCUUCUCUGUGCUAGCCCGCAUGGCUUUGCGACUAAAUUCUUGGCUAGCUGACAUUUCCUCUAAGUCCAAGCUUCUGGUGCUUCCUUACAAGGGUGAGAUCUUGUUUGGACCAGCAAAAACAAUUUCUGAUAUUACUGGUGGAGAAGGGUCUUUUCAUCCAAAAGACAAGAAGAAUAGUCCUAAGGACGUCAAAGGCCCUUUCUUUCCUUUUCAAGAUCCUUUUGAACCUAUGCAUUCUGUUGAUCUUAAACUUCUAUCCUGGAAGGUUCCGUUUUUGUUGGCCAUCGCCUCUGCUCGCAGAGUCUCUGAGAUAUCUGGUUUACAUGUUACACAGAUUGUGAUUUAUGUCCCUACAGGAUAUGUCCCUGAGAGACCUUUACUUGUUACACAGAUUGAGCACAGAGAGGAGCCGUACGUGAGCAGUUUUCCUAAUACCAGAGGUGAAUUCACAAACUGCAGUAAUCCUAGUCAUGGUCAGGCUGCAAAUGCUUCUUUCAGUCUUUUCAAAAAUCAAAGGAGUGUAGGAAAUGUAUGUUCUGAAUGUGGAAAAUGUUUCAUAGAAAAAUCAUUUCUUUUUGACCAUCUGAAAUCUCAUACAGGAAAAAAAGCAUUUUCAUGUUCUGACUGUGGGAAAUGUUUUUCUCGGAAAUCAAAUCUUAUUAAGCAUCACAAAAUUCACACAGGAGAAAAAGCAUUUUCAUGUUCUGUCUGUGGGAAAUGUUUUACUCUGAAAUCAAAUCUUAUUAAGCAUCACAAAAUUCACACCGGAGAAAAAGCAUUUUCAUGUUCUGUCUGUGGGAAGUGUUUUUAUCGGAAAUCAUAUCUUAUUGAUCAUCAGAAAAUUCAUACAGGAGAAAAAGCAUUUUCAUGUUCUGAAUGUGGCAAAUGUUUUACUCAGAAAUCAACUCUUAAUAAUCAUCUGAAAAUUCAUACAGCAGAGAAAGCAUUUUCAUGUUUGGAGUGUGGGAAAUGGUUUACUCAGGAAACAAAUCUUAUUAGGCACCAGAAAAUUCACACUGGAGAAAAAGCUUUUUUAUGUUCUGACUGUGGGAAAUGUUUUACUCAGAAAUCAAAUCUUAUUAAGCAUCUGGAAAUUCACACAAGAGGAAAAGCAUUUUCAUGUUCUGACUGUGGGAAAUGUUUUAUUUGGAAAUCAAAUCUUAUUAAGCAUCAGGAAAUUCACACAAGGGGAAAAGCAUUUUCAUGUUCUGAAUGUGGGAAAUGUUUUACUCAGAAGUCAGUUCUUAAUAGGCAUUACAAAAUUCACACAGGAGAAAAAGCUUUUUCAUGUUCUGACUGUGGGAAAUGUUUUACUCAGAAAUCAAAUCUUAUUAAUCAUCUGAAAACUCAUACAGGAGAUAAACAAUUUUCGUGUUCUGAUUGUGGGAAAUUUUUCACUCGUAAAUCAAAUCUUAUUAGUCAUCAGAAAAUUCACACAGGAGAAAAAGCAUUUUCAUGUUCUGACUGUGGUAAAUGUUUUAUUCGGAAAUCAGAACUUAUUAUGCAUCACAAAAUUCACACACGAAAAAAAGUGGUUUCAUGUUCUGACUGUGGGAAAUGUUUUACUUGGAAAUCAAAUCUUAUUAAGCAUCAAAAAAUUCACACAGAAGAAAAAGCACUUUCAUGUUCUGAAUGUGGGAAAUGUUUUCCUCGGAAAUCAAAUCUUAUUACUCAUCACAAAGUUCACACAGGAGAAAAAGUAUUUUCAUGUUCUUACUGUGGGAAUUGUUUUUCUCGGAAAUCAAAUCUUAUUAGGCAUCACAAAGUUCACACUGAAAAAAAAGCAUUUUCAUGUUCUGACUGUGGGAUAUUGUUUACUCAGAAAUCAAAUCUUAUUGAUCAUCAGAAAUUUCAUAUUAAAGGAAAUCAGAAUUUAACCUCUUAAGUAUAGAGACUCAUAGUCAUCAUCCGUACAAUGUAUAGAGUGCUGGUGAUGACUACAUGGGGUCCUCAGGUGGAGGAGCUUUUGGAGCUGUUUGAGAAUCCCUUUGCAUCUCAAGUGCAUACAAAGUGGCCCAGGGUGUUUGUCAUCCCCAGGGGAAUCUGGGGUCCCUAUAUAGGUUUGAAUAGUCAAGUGAUCACAGGCACAAAUAAAAUGUGCCUUUAUUUGAGUUUCAUGGGAGGGAGUCCAUAUGUGCAAAUUAAAGAUAUAUAAAUUUACCCAAAGGUGCUUAUUUAUAUGUUGAUAAAACCAUCUUUUAAAUUUAGUUUACUGUUGAAAUCAUUACAGUCAGAUGGUCACUGAGAUGACAGUGUUUCCCUAGCUGGAAUUUAAAUUGACCUAUUGUUUAGCUGUAAAGGGUGAGUGAGCCCCUGUGUUAACAUCAAAAGUGUGAGAGGCAACAAAAAGCCAAUAUCUGGAUUAGGAUAACCCUGUACCCUAAAAAUAACUAAAUAUGUGUAUAUAUAUAUAUAUAUAUAUAUAUAUAUAUUUGAUUUUUAAUUAUUAAUUUUUAUGGAGAAAACACUGAAUUAAUUUGUAUUUCUGCUUAUUUUAGAAAGAUCACCUAAUGCAAUUAUAUAUCCUCAAAAUUUUAGUACUAUACAGAUCAGAAAAAAACUUAUAUUGUUUUGAUUACAACUAUGUUUAUUAAAAUUUAAAUAAAGAUAUGCAUUUGUUCCAUC